Molecule: messenger RNA, 1318 nt
Organism: Nothobranchius furzeri (turquoise killifish)
Lineage: Eukaryota; Metazoa; Chordata; Actinopteri; Cyprinodontiformes; Nothobranchiidae
Source: RefSeq, a predicted model, not a curated record
UGCUGAGGUGACAUUACGUAAUCCUCAUCAACACGUUCUCAACAUGAGCCGUGGACACGUCGACGGCUUCAUUGUGUCCAGUGUGACUCUGAAUGUCCUCUGGGACAGUCUGAGGACAAUGAGGUUCAGAUUGUGACUGGGGACAGACAUGGGGAACGGGAUCACCAAGAUCCUUCCAGACCUCUACCUCGGGAACCUUAAAGGUGAGCUGUCGAUCGUCCCGUCAUAUGCUCGGGACCGGGAGCUGCUGGCUCGGCACAACAUCACCCACAUCCUGUCCAUCCAUGACACUGCCUCCCCCGUCCUGGAGGAGAUGACGUAUCUCUGCAUACCCGCUGCCGACCACUCGAAGCAGAACCUGAUUCAGUUUUUCAAAGAGAGCAUUGAGUUCAUCCACGAGUCCCGGCUGAAGGGGGAAGGAUGCCUCGUGCACUGCCACACCAGACAAGCCGCCACUCGGCUGUUUUCUUUCAAACGUUCGAUGAAGAUUUCCUCCAGCUUUCAUCUCUGCUCAUAUCAAACCAGCAAACGGGUUUCACUUCUUCAAAGAGCUGCGUGCGAGGAGGAGUCACUCACUGUGGGGGUCUGUGUCCUCAGCGUGGCGGGGGUAUCCCGCAGUGUCACCCUGGUGGUGGCCUACAUCAUGACGGUGACAGGGCGCGGCUGGGUCCAGGCCCUGGGCGCCGUCAGGGCGGCGCGGCCCUGCGCCGGGCCCAACCUGGGCUUCCUGCGUCAGCUGGAGGAGUUCCAGAACACGGAGCUCGCACAGUAUCGAGCCUGGUGGUCGGAGCGGUUCGGGAAGAGCCCGUUCAGUGACGACGACGAGAUCCAGAACCUUUUGAAUCAUAAAUCUGCAAAUGGCAGAAGUGCGACUGACACAGCCACGGCUGCUGAUCUGGGAACGGCCGGAACGUGAGGAGACCCGUUCAGGGUGGAAGUCAGGGAGCCGAGGACCAGAGGAGCUGGAAUGACGGGAACGACGGAAUGGAAAAGCCUCUGUUGAACGGUGUGUGUGUGUGUGUGUGUGUGUGUGUGUGUUAUCUCCGUCGUUGGCUCUCCUCAUCGUGCUUCUAACUGUCAAAACAACAUGCAAGGGCAGCCAAGCGUGACCCCAGAGACACACAGAACACACACUUAGCCGCGUUCUCGCCCCGCUGGGCGCCUACUGCUGGGCUCUUCUGACAUCAGGAGCGCUGCGUUCUGUAAACGCCACAGAAACUCCUCACUUAGCAGUCAAACAGACACGUUUCUCCUUUAGCUGUGCUUUGAAGUUUGAUUUUGUUGUUUUCUUGUUUUGAAUAAAUUACCUGAGCUGAGA